GUCAUCUGCCAUCCAACUCGGCCGACGACGACGACGACAACACUGCUGCACUCCUCCUGCCAACCUUGUGUGUUAUCCACCUCCCUCACUUGCUUGCUUUGCCCUCAAACGCCGGCUUUGACAUCCAAGGUCGUUGUUGCUCGGCUUCCCUGCUCAGCUUGUUCCUUGCUCUUGCUUCCCUUUGUUCCCGUCACGCAACCGACAGCCGCCGCCGACGACGGACAAUAACCCGCUUUCGACCUUCACUGUUGUCUUGCCUGUCGCCUCUUUCUGCAUUCACGACCUGAGUGACCUACCAUCGCCAAACAUCAACCAACACCUAUCGAGAAACCGACGAGUGCCUGCGACAUCAAGGUUGUCCAUCCAGAUCCGACGAACAGCUCCAGCAUCUCCAGCAUCCAAGCUCUUUAACUCCGAGUCCACGGCGCCUCAACACCACCACAACUCCACUCACAACCAUCACAAUAAUGUCCACCCACACCACCUCUCUCUCCAACGCCGAUCUCCGCUCCAACUCCCAGCCCUACAAACGCGACGCCGCUCACAAGCAUAAGUGGGCUCUCGGCGCCGUGGAGCGAAACCAGCGCGAGGGAGGCGCGGAGGGAAAGGCGAAGCCUGUGAAGCCGUUUCCGACCAACAUCCACAACUCCCGCCGCCGCCACACCGCCACGGCCCUCGCCGCCUCAGCCGCCAAGUCCGCCAAAUUCCGCCCGGCACACCCCACCUCCGACGACCACCCCGCUCUCUCCAGCUCGCCAUCAUCCGGGUCCAAUUCCGAGUCGACCUCCGAUCUCGAAGCCGACGCUCCAGAGGCCGCGGAGAUCACAUACACCUACGACCACCCCGGCGGACCCGUCGCUGCGUCGGAGAUUUUGACGGCUGCGUUGGCGAGGGCCGUGGAGAGGUUUGAAGAUGCAGAGACGGUAAGGUUGGUCAAGGGAGAGUGGGAUGUUCUGGAUGAGGAGGGAGAAGUCGUGCGGAUCGGGAAGGGUGGGAAAGCUGUUGGUGGUGGAGGAAAGAAGAUGGUGGCGCCGCCGACGCAGGGAGGCGUAAAGGCUAGGGACGUCGAUGAAGAUUGGGAGGUUGUAGGCACGCUGGCCUGGCCGGCAUACGCAGCUUUGGGCGGCGUCCAGUUCGGCGUGGUCAAGGCCGCGCACGGUAGGGAACGAUUUGACGAUUCGACUCGUGAUCUCCUCAUGGUCGAGGGGAGAAGUCCACUCGUCGCCAUCGCGCAGUGUUUCCAUCGCGGCGGCGAGGGCUUUCAUCGUGUGGUGAAGAUCUGGGCGGCCUCUGCGAAUCGUGUCGUCCCGUCAAUUCUGAGCGUCACGAAUGAUCGCGACAAGUCGCAAGCGCAGCGCGAUGAUUUGCGACAUCAUUAUUUGGCGAUUCCGACGUCGUUGGGUAGAUAUUCGAUGUUGUUGUCGCGAGUGAAGAAGACGAAAUUCGAAGUGUGCGCAAAAGGCCGAGGAAUUUGGCCCCCACUUUCGUCUACACUUCACGGUGUGGCACGGUGCACACUACUGGCGCUAAAACUUGCUACUUUGCACUUCACCUCGUUCGAUAUCUACUCUAUUCCAGAGGUCUUUAGUUUUCAACGCAGGACGCCUCACGAGGAUGGCAGCGGCCGACGUAUCUUCGACUCGUGCCUCCGCCUUCGUUUCGAUGUACCAUGA
This is a messenger RNA of Zymoseptoria tritici IPO323, 1673 nucleotides long. RefSeq lists its product as uncharacterized. Bases 468 to 1673 code for a protein of 401 amino acids. Lineage: Eukaryota; Fungi; Ascomycota; Dothideomycetes; Mycosphaerellales; Mycosphaerellaceae. The record is from RefSeq and is a predicted model, not a curated record. The transcript is spliced from 4 exons.